AUGGACUGCUUAAAGAGCUGGCCAGAACCAAUUGUCCGAGUGCAAUCUUUAUCAGACAGUGGAAUACAAGUUCUCCCCGAACGCUACGUUAAACGGCCCGCCGAUAGACCAUCUUCAUUGGACUUACCCACUGGCGAGAUCAAUAUCCCCGUCAUUGACCUCCAAAAGCUCUACUCCGACGACAAUUCUAUAGGUGAGACCACUCUCAAUCUCAUCUCCGACGCGUGCCGCCACUGGGGAUUCUUCCAAGUGGUCAACCAUGGCGUGAGCCAUGAACUUAUGACGCGCACACGCGAGGUGUGGCGCGCGUUCUUUCACUUGCCCAUAGAAGACAAGCAAGUGUACGCCAACACGCCGGCGACAUACGAGGGUUACGGUAGCCGGCUCGGAGUCCAAAAGGGUGCCACGUUGGAUUGGAGUGACUAUUUUUUUCUCAAUUACCUUCCUCAGUCGAUGAGGGAUCAGAAUAAGUGGCCUAGUCUUCCACCGUCGUGCAGGAAAUUGGUGGCAGAGUACAACGAAGAACUGGUUAAACUUUGUGGGAGAUUGAUGAAGGUAUUUUCAAUAAACCUGGGAUUAGGAGAGGACAAUCUUCAGCAAGCUUUAGGAGGAGAGGAGAUGGGUGCAACUUUAAGGGCAAACUUUUAUCCAAAAUGUCCACAACCAGACCUUACACUUGGUCUCUCUUCGCACUCGGACCCUGGUGCCGUGACCCUUCUCCUUCCUGAUGAGAACGUGUCUGGUCUUCAAGUCCGUAGAGGCCAUGAUUGGAUCACCGUUAAGCCAGUCCCUAAUGCUNGGUGCCGUGACCCUUCUCCUUCCUGA
Messenger RNA from Ilex paraguariensis (yerba mate), 825 nucleotides. Lineage: Eukaryota; Viridiplantae; Streptophyta; Magnoliopsida; Aquifoliales; Aquifoliaceae. The record is from the annotation of a GenBank genome assembly.